AUGGGCGCCUCGCUCUCCAACCCGCAUUUCUUGGCCUUUGCCGAUCACUACAACGACGCGCAAGCCGCGGGUCGCGCGCCAAUGACUUGGCGCCAGUUCCUGGACACGCGAGUGCUCGGGCCCGGCGACGACGAGGCCGAGCUCCGCUCCUGGGACAUGGAUGCUCACGUCGCAGAGGCGGCGGCGCAAAGACGCGCGUCCUCUAUCGCGGAUGGCCUACUGGAUGGCAACCCGGAUGCCAUGGCGAGGUUCGCCGCAGAACUCAUGCGAGGUCCCCCGAGCCAGCGACGUCUCGGCGGCCGCCCAGUCGCCGCACCGCGCCAGGCCCCCGCACGGCGCGCCACGGCCCCCGCGCGCCCGGUCCGGUCGCCGCCGCGGUCCAGCUCCGGCACCGUCGCGAGCCUCGAGGCGCGGCUCGCGAGCAAGGAGGCCGACAUCGACGUGUUGAAGGCCCAAGUGCAGUCGCUCAACAUGGCGCUCGAGGAGUCCCGGCAGCAAGCGUCGACGGGCGUCGCCGCGUCGCUCGAGGCGCUCGAGCCGCGGACGCUCGCGGCCUCCGAACUCGCGGCCCUCCGCGCCGCGCUCCCGCGCGCGGUCAGCGCUGUCGAGACCGAGGUGUCGCGGCGCCUCGUCGCCGCCGAGGCGACGCGUUCCGACGCUCAAGAGGUUCGCGAGGACGAGGCGCUUUGCGUAUGUUGCCUCGACCGGCCGCGCGAUAUCGUCUUCCUGUCCUGCAUGCACGUCGUCGUCUGCGAGCAGUGCGCGCCGCGGACGGCGUCCUGCCCGACGUGCCGCGUGCCGAUCACGGAGAAGCGGCGCAUCUUCCGCUAG
This is a messenger RNA of Pelagomonas calceolata, 831 nucleotides long. Lineage: Eukaryota; Pelagophyceae; Pelagomonadales; Pelagomonadaceae. The record is from the annotation of a GenBank genome assembly.